AUUUUAGCAUGGCAACACUCUUCUACAUGAUUGUUUUUUGGAUUCUGAGGGAACUUAUAAACACCAUCUUUCUGUGUCUCUUGCGUUGAUGAAGAAUCACAGAUAUAUGUCUUCUGUGAAAAACAAUAAUGGCAAAACUGCUGUGGAAUUAUAUGAAGGGCAUCAGUGUAAAGCAUAUGAUGACACAACUAGGUCAAUACAGAAACAAGAACUGCUUAACAUAUUAAAAGGAGGACCGUUGCCUACUAUUUCAUUGGAUGAGACGUCUCCUGUUCCAGAACUAAUUGCUGCCCGUGGAUCAGAGCAAACAAAGUAUUUCAUUGAAGCUAAGAAGGAAGGAGCAGUAGAUAUGAACAUGGGAAAGGUGAUGGUGAUGGGCAGAGAAGGUGCCGGUAAAUCGUGUUUGGUUAACUCAUUCCUUGGAUUGCAAUUUAAUGAAAAUCAUGACAUAACUGAUUGCAUUGCUGUCAAAAAGGUCGUUUCCAAAAACACUGCUGAAGCUGAUAAGUGGGAAGAAAAUGCUGGGGAUGAAAAAGCAGCUGAAAUUUAUGAUUCAGGUGUUGCACAUAUUGUAACUAGGAAACUAUUGGAUGGAGGAAAGGAGAGUACAACGGCAGAAAGCACAAAUAAUGAAGCCGACUCAGAAAAUAUGCAGACAUCAAGUAAGAAGGAAACAAGACGCGAGGACUCAGAAUCAAGUGUAAAGGUCAAGAGUAAGGUACCUGAUAAAUUAAAGAAGUUUACGAAGUGGGUACAACGCAGACUCCCAACCAAGAGAUCGGAUGUUCAGUCCCCAGUGCCUCAUUCAGAAGUCAGAAGAAAAAGUGUUAGACAACAUUCCACUGAAGAAGAAAUAGUCACAUUGCAAGAAGACCGUGUACCUGAGCAGGUUCAGAAGAAGAUUGAGGACAACCUGAAAGAAACUGUGAAGAAGAAGGAAACAUUAGGAAAAUGGCACAGAGCACAAGAAGGGACCUUUAACAUUCUGGACUUUGGAGGCCAACUCAUCUACAAAGGCAUACAAAGGAUUCUCAUGGUUUCUGUUGCUGUUUAUCUUGUAGUCUUCAAUCUUGAAGACAACCUUGAUUCAUUUGCAUUUGUCCUGGAUUCUUCCAAGGAAUGGCAUAAAUACCAUAUGACGAAUCUUCAGGUUAUCCUGUACUGGAUUAGUACCAUUUACUCUGACACUCGUGUAAUGGAACAAGACGCUGACAGUAGUACAGAUUUGCCAUCUGUUUUUAUUGUGGGCACCCACAGUGGUUCACUAAUUCUUGGAAAAGACGAAAAUGAGAGAAAUCGAACGGUGAAAGAGAAGUUUGACAAAAUAAAACGUGCAUUAGCAGGCACUCCCUAUGAAUCACAUGUACAUACAACAUAUUUUUGUGUGGAAAACAGCUCACUGAAUGAUGAAAAUAUUGCAAAGCUUAAAAAGGAACUGUUAAAGCUGAUGAAGAUAAUGGUUAGGACGAUUCCUCUCAGUUGGGUGCAUUUUCAAAGUGAAAUCCAAAAAUUAAGUGAGGAGAAAGUGAUUUGUCCUUUGGAAGAGGUGAAGUCUAUUGCUACAAAGUGUGGAGUAUCAGAUGAAAAUGCCCAAAUUGCUUUGCUAGACUAUCUGUAUGAUCUUGGUGAAAUUGUAUUCAUCCGUACAAUUACAGAACUACAAAAUGAUGUUGUUGUUAAUCCAUUGAGUUUAGUUGGCUAUUGUAAGGCUGUCUUCACUGUCAUCCUUCCAGAGCUACAGGUGAAGUCUAUUGCUACAAAGUGUGGAGUAUCAGAUGAAAAUGCCCAAAUUGCUUUGCUAGACUAUCUGUAUGAUCUUGGUGAAAUUGUAUUCAUCCGUACAAUUAAGGAACUACAAAAUGAUGUUGUUGUUAAUCCAUUGAGUUUAGUUGGCUAUUGUAAGGCUGUCUUCACUGUCAUCAUUCCAGAGCUACAGUCAGCAGUAAUGAAGCAGAGUUGGAGAAAGUUGGACAAAGGAAUAUUGGAGGAACGUCUACUGAAGUUUCUUUGGAAGGAUAUUGUUGAAGAUUUGGACAAGAACUUUGACUUCUUAGUGAAAUUCAUGGAAAGAUUUGGACUUCUUUGUGAGAGACAGUCACCUAAGGAUUGUGGAACUACUCAACGUGUUUUUUACACUCCAUUGCGCCUGAAACCAAUAGCAGGUCAACAAAGACUCACAGAAGACUUUGGAACUCGUGCUAUUAGCAUUUUCCAUGAUUUCUGUGGCUACCUCCCAGAAGAACUCUUUCCACAGACAGUCACCAGGUUUAUUGAGAAGUUCCAAGCAGAAGCAGGAGGUGAGCCUGAGUUGGCACAUGAGUAUGCAGAGCUCUACCUUGAUGACAACCAUUAUGUGAUUUUUUCUGUUGUCACUGUCAAACAACGACGGAUGUUUAAGACAACAAUUGUAAGAGCAAUGAUUCUUAGUGAGGCUAGUCCUCCAGCUGAACCAGAGCCUGAAUCAUGCAAAAAGGUGUUGAAGUUUCUUGAGACUGUGUUUGAGUUACACAAUGUUAAUGAUAGGAGAGGAAUACAUGUUAAUUUGUGCAUCCCCUGCCCUUGUAGUAAGAAUACUGAACAUAUGCAGAUACUGGGAGAUUUUAAACAAGACUUGCUUCCAUGUGGACGAGACCGAGUGAGAAUAACACGCUACCAACAAUUAUUUGGAGAUGGUAACAAAACUGAAAAAGGAAGUGUUUUGAAUGAUAAACAGUUACUCAGAUUGUGUGAUGCAAUGGAUAGCAAUUGGAGAAGGCUUGGAGUUCAGCUUGGAUUAAGCCCUUCAGAAAUAGAGAAACUUGAAAGUGACAAUGUUCAAGAAAAGGAUGCAGUGAUGGCAAUGUUUGUGUCAUGGCAAAAUCGACAACCAACUGAUAUCAAUCAGGUAUCUGUGAUGAGAGCAGCGCUUGAUCAACGGGGUUACAUUCAACUCGCUGAGCAACUGAGAGAUGACUUUGGCCUACCUGAAAACUUCCCUGGGUUUCUUCAUGAUGAUGACCUGAUGCUUAUUAGUAAUGGAAUUGGCAUUAAGUAUCCGAAAGUUGCAGUACGUCUUGGUCUUACAUGGAGUGAUGUGUCAUCAGCAAAAACACAGCAUCAUGGCGAUAGUUUUGAUUCAUCCAUGGAGCUGUUGACCAAAUGGCGACAGCGACAGACUUAUUCCACACAUCAACUCCAGAUGAUGUGCGAAGCGUUAGAACAUGAAGGAUUUUCCUCUGUUGCGAAGCAACUACGACCUAAUGUGGAAGCAUCUUCAGUUCUUUGUGAAGUUUGUUUGGAUGAUAAAACUUUGCUCAGUAUUUGCGAUGAAAUGAAAAGUGAUUGGAAACUUGUGGGUAUUCAAUUAGGACUGCAGUUAUCCGAAAUAGACUGCAUAGAAAAAGACAACAAACCUGUGAAGAAUGCAAUAAUGAAAAUGCUUGUGUCUUGGAGGGAUAAACAACCAUCCAACAUCAACCAACUAACUACAAUGAGUUCAGCUCUUGCUGAAAGAGGAUAUAGUCAGCUUUCUGAGCAAUUGACAGGCAACUGGAAUUAUGAAGUAUAUUCAGAUCGUUUGGAUGAUAAAUCAUUGCUCAGUAUUUGCGAUGAAAUCAAGGGUGAUUGGAAACUUGUGGGUGUUCAAUUAGGACUGCAGUUAUCGGAAUUAGACUGCAUAGAAAAAGACAACAAACCUGUGAAGAAUGCAAUAAUGAAAAUGCUUGUGUCUUGGAGGGAUAAGCAACCAUCCAACAUCAACCAACUAACUACAAUGAGUUCAGCUCUUGCUCAAAGGGGAUAUAAUUGGCUUUCUGAGCAAUUGAAAGGCAACUUUAAUCCUGAAGAAGAGUAUUCAGAUCAUCAACCUUCAGCAUGUGCUUUAUGCAGUCUCUGUUCUGAUGAUGAAUUCUCACUGCCAAAUCUAUCAAACGUUCCACAAGAGUGUACAAUGGAUGAGCAAGACUUCCGAGGGAUUCUAUUGAAAAUAUCUGAAAAUUUGGAUGAAGAAGAUCUGUGGGUUUUGAAGGUUGCUCUCACUGAUCUUAUCAAAGACGCACACACACGUGUUGAAGCAGAUCGGGCAACUCAACUCUUUGAGAGUUUGAUCAAACAAAAUGUCCUGAGCCCAAAUGACAUGCACAUUCUGCCUGAAGUAUUCCAGUUAACAGGUUUAAAUUAUUUGCAGCGAUUCAUCAAAGGAAGCCCACAGGUGAAGGACAUUCCAAUUACUUUCUUUUCCAAGUUCCGCCAGUCUGUAGUUGCCUUUGGAAGAGCGCUAACUGCCAGCCUUACAAGAGAGAUCGAAUAUACAUUUUUUGGUACAGAAAACUUGUCCAAGAACAAAUGGAAUCUAAUGACGAAACUGGAAAUGAAUCUUAAACUUUGCAAUAACGACAAAUCAAUAGAGAGCUUUAAAGCAAAAUUCAGUAAUCAUGUAAGCAAAUAAGCUAAGAUAAAUCUAUCCAAAUACUACAAGAGCUGAAAACAAUGCUCUGUAUAGACAGUUUCUACUUAAAUUUUAAAAUGUGAUUUUGAAUUCAUUACACUAAAAUUAUUCUGUAACAUAUAUAUAUUUAUAAGCAUUUUCAUUAUUAUUAAGAGGAAUCUGUGAGUGCGGAAAAAGUACCCAGGAUCUUCUACUUUCUAAGCAGUGCUACUGGAUUUCCUUAUUAGAAAUUUCAACUGAUUGGAAGUUAACUUCUUUUCAACAUUGAUUCAAACAAAUUAUGACCAAUGAUGUGAAAAUGCAUGUUAUUUUACAUAUCAUAUCUAUACAUAUAAAUUGCAAAAUUCACAGAUAAAGUAAUCUAAAAACAUUCACAUAUAAAAAAAACAUCAGGGACAACUGCAAAACUAACAAUUAAAAUAGAACUAUUAAAAAAAAAACCCAAAAAACAGAGCUGAAAUAAGUUUUUUUACGAUGGGUGGCUUAUUUGUCGCAAAUACGUGAAUGGUCUGUUAAUCAAUGAAGUAAGGAACUAGUCCUAUGAAACUGGUAUUGAAACUAAAUAGUGAUAUACUGUAUUACUAGAAAUAAAGUUUCUGCCAUGAGAGACAGAUUAAGAGGUGGGGGCAUGCCAGCUCCCUUAUUUUCUACAAACAAUU
Messenger RNA from Anneissia japonica, 5085 nucleotides. RefSeq lists its product as uncharacterized. The record is from RefSeq and is a predicted model, not a curated record. Bases 89 to 4426 code for a protein of 1445 amino acids. Gene Ontology annotation, biological process: signal transduction; regulation of apoptotic process. The transcript has 23 exons. Lineage: Eukaryota; Metazoa; Echinodermata; Crinoidea; Comatulida; Comatulidae. Gene Ontology annotation, molecular function: protein binding.